Bolinopsis microptera is the source of this 1132-nucleotide messenger RNA. Its product is annotated as epidermal retinol dehydrogenase 2-like. The record is from RefSeq and is a predicted model, not a curated record. Lineage: Eukaryota; Metazoa; Ctenophora; Tentaculata; Lobata; Bolinopsidae. Gene Ontology annotation, molecular function: oxidoreductase activity, acting on the CH-OH group of donors, NAD or NADP as acceptor. The coding region runs from base 1 to 897 and encodes 298 amino acids. The transcript has a single exon.
AUGGACCCAGUAGCGCUUCUCCUCGCCUUCCUCCGUCUCCCUCUCUAUUUCCUGCUUGAGGUGUUCUACUUCCUGUUCCGAUGUCGACCCUGUAAACCCAUCUCAAACCAGCACGUGCUGAUUACCGGGGCUGGUCAGGGUAUUGGAGCGGAGUUCGCACGGCAGUUCGCGGAAAUGGGCAACACGGUUCACUGUCUGGACAUCAGUAAAGAGCUUGUGGAGGGCGUGGUAGCAGGUCUCCGCGAGGCAGGACACAGCGCGCACGCCUACACGUGCGAUCUGACCAAGAGUGAGGAAGUUGAGAAGGUGCACAAGGAGAUGACCGAGAAUGGUCACGUGGUAACAGUGCUGAUUAACAACGCAGGGGUUGUGUUCGGGGCCAACAUCGAGGACAUGUCCCUUACACAAAUCCAGCACUCUCUCACGGUGAAUCUAGUGUCCGGUCUGUGGACCAUCAAGCUCUUCCUCCCCCAAAUGUUAGCCAUGGACCAAGGUCACGUGGUCAAUAUAGCCUCCAUGCUCGGUCUCAUGCCACUGCAGGGUCAAAUAACCGACUACUGUGCAGGGAAAGCUGGAGCUAUCCACGCGCUGGCCCAGUUGAGGAACCAGCACGCUCACACUAAUGUACACUUCACUGCUGUGUGUCCCUGGUUCGUAAGAACGAAGUUGAUAGCUGGGAUAGAGAAGGAAACUAACCCCAUGGAGCCGGAGGAGUUGGUGAGAGCAGCUAUUCAGGGGAUCAGGGAGGAGAAGGAUGUUGUCAUGGUUCCUGAUUCUGUGCGGUUUAUCCAUUUCCUUCUCAAGAUCUCCCCUCUUCCCAUUAGGGACGCUUUUUAUAAGAAGAAACCUGAUUUUACAAAGUUUGUCGGGCAUAAGUUGUUGGAGAAAGUCCAGUAAGCAAGCAAGACGGUAUUGACAUCGGACAAAUUUCAGAGAAUAAUAAUGAACUUUUUGAUCCACGUAAUUAUGAACUCGGAAAUUAUGGUUCAGAUGUGAUCAUGACAUGUUCUUACAUUGAAAUUCUUAAGCGGUAUCGCUACUUCAUUAACAAGAAUCCAACACCUUGUAAAAUUUAACCAUUAUAUCGCUACUUCAUUAACAAGAAUCCAACACCUUGUAAAAUUGAACCAUU